UCUCUCACUGCUUGGCCGCCAAGCUUGUUCGCCAGGGAUGGGGCGGCACGCGGAGCUCGAUUCCAACUCGGAACACUGUGACAACCGGCUGGCCAUCGACAAGAUCAACCAAGCGCACGAGCUGGCGAGGCAGCUGCGGGCUGUUCUUCUGUCGUCGUCGCUGCCGGCGGGAAGCUCGGCGGAGCUGGCGCGGGAGAUUCUCGACAAGCUAAUGAAGUGCUCCGCCUCAGCUCUCUCCAGGCUGCAGUCCUGCUGCUGUCGAACUUGCCAUGGCGUCGGCCAAAGAAGCAGAGAGUACUCUUCGGAGAAGAGAGGCAGAUGCACGCCUCUCGGACACAAGAGAAGGAAGACACACAACACAUGGUGCACAGUGACAUCUGUUCCAUAUGAUGAUGGACAUAGCUGGAGAAAGUACGGGCAGAAGGAUAUAAACAGUGCCAAAUACCCAAGGAGCUACUACAGGUGCAUUCACCGAAAAGAGCAGGGAUGCCCUGCGACCAAGACAGUGCAACAGGAGGACGGCGAUGCAUACCCACCACAGUUCAUCGUGGCGUACAGUAUGCAGCACACAUGCAGAUCCAUGGGUGCGAGCAUUGCGUUCGCGAUGGAGUCUGCUCCGAAGGAGGAAGCUUCCUUCGAGGGCUCACGAUCCAGCCGACAUCUUCUUCCUCCUCCUCCGUCCACCGCCACCGCUGCCAACCAGAGCCAAACCAGUAGCCCCUCCUCGGUUGGCGAUCGAGAUGACACAACCCGUUUGUCCAUCUCGGAACUAUCAUGGCAGGAGAUCAUGAACACAUCACCGCCUGCAGAUACUUGGAGCAUGGACAGUAAUUGGGAGACAGUGAUGGGCUGCUUUGAGUUCAGUGAGGCAUGAUCGAGCUUGUUGGGUAGCAGCAGCACAUGAACAAUGUCAGGAGUGCAGUGUGGGAGUGCUAUGUGACCAAGUCCUAUUUCUUGAUCCUUUGUUGGUUCGUCCCUUCUAAUCAGGGGAAAAACUAUGUAGAUUAUGAGGGAAUUAAAGAGCUUCUUUUUCUUCCUUUUGAUGAGCAAGAAAUUUACUCCA
This is a messenger RNA of Musa acuminata subsp. malaccensis (wild Malaysian banana), 1063 nucleotides long. RefSeq names its product transcription factor WRKY19-like. The record is from RefSeq and is a predicted model, not a curated record. NCBI's taxonomy places the organism in Eukaryota, Viridiplantae, Streptophyta, Magnoliopsida, Zingiberales, Musaceae. Gene Ontology annotation, molecular function: sequence-specific DNA binding; DNA-binding transcription factor activity. Gene Ontology annotation, biological process: regulation of DNA-templated transcription.